AUGAGUUUAGAGGCCACAGAUUCCAAGGCCAUGGUUUUGUUGAUGGGUGUAAGAAGGUGUGGAAAAUCAUCCAUCUGUAAAGUGGUUUUUCAUAAUAUGCAGCCUUUGGAUACAUUGUAUCUAGAGUCAACCUCAAAUCCUUCUCUGGAGCAUUUUUCCACCCUUAUCGAUCUGGCAGUCAUGGAGCUUCCCGGGCAGCUAAAUUACUUUGAACCAAGUUAUGAUUCUGAAAGAUUAUUUAAGAGCGUUGGGGCAUUAGUAUAUGUCAUUGAUUCCCAAGAUGAAUAUAUCAAUGCGAUCACAAAUCUGGCGAUGAUUAUUGAGUAUGCAUACAAGGUAAACCCUUCCAUUAAUAUAGAGGUUUUGAUUCACAAGGUUGAUGGCCUUAGCGAAGAUUUUAAAGUGGAUGCUCAGCGUGAUAUAAUGCAACGGACAGGUGAAGAGUUGCUUGAACUGGGGCUGGAUGGUGUUCAGGUUUCUUUUUACUUAACCUCGAUUUUUGAUCACUCAAUAUAUGAGGCAUUCUCAAGGAUUGUGCAAAAGCUAAUACCGGAAUUGUCUUUUCUGGAGAAUAUGCUAGAUAACUUGAUUCAGCAUUCAAAAAUUGAAAAAGCCUUCUUAUUCGAUGUUAAUUCCAAAAUAUAUGUUUCCACAGAUUCGAACCCUGUCGAUAUACAAAUGUAUGAAGUAUGCUCCGAGUUUAUAGACGUGACGAUUGAUUUAUUCGAUUUAUAUAAAGCACCUGUGCUACGGAAUAGCCAAAAGAGCUCAGACAAGGAUAAUGCGAUAAAUCCUCGCAAUGAGCUACAGAAUGUAUCACAACUAGCCAAUGGUGUGAUUAUUUAUUUGAGACAGAUGAUUAGAGGGUUAGCGUUGGUUGCAAUCAUAAGACCUAAUGGCACAGAUAUGGAAAGCUGUUUAACGGUCGCAGAUUAUAAUAUUGAUAUUUUCAAGAAGGGAUUGGAGGAUAUUUGGGCGAAUGCAAGAGCUAAUCAAGCCAAAAAUAGUAUUGAGGAUGAUAUGUGA
Saccharomyces paradoxus is the source of this 1026-nucleotide messenger RNA. RefSeq names its product Gtr2p (gene GTR2). Gene Ontology annotation, molecular function: GTPase activity; GTP binding. The record is from RefSeq and is a predicted model, not a curated record. The coding region runs from base 1 to 1026 and encodes 341 amino acids. NCBI's taxonomy places the organism in Eukaryota, Fungi, Ascomycota, Saccharomycetes, Saccharomycetales, Saccharomycetaceae. The transcript has a single exon. Gene Ontology annotation, biological process: positive regulation of TOR signaling; cellular response to amino acid stimulus; regulation of autophagy. Gene Ontology annotation, cellular component: fungal-type vacuole membrane; Gtr1-Gtr2 GTPase complex; nucleus.